UCCGGAGCAUCCUCCAGAGGGGAACUGGGACCUGGCAGCGCCUCUUAGGAUGGACCAGCUAGUCGUGCCCCUAGGGCUCUGCAGAAUGGCAUAGAGGAGGCAUAUUAAGCAGGCGGAGCUGGGCUUGCUGCGGACCCUGACGACCUGGCUCUGGUAGGAGCGUGUGAGAGGGCUCUCUGUUCCCGAAAGAGGGGAUCAUGGCCUCCAUGUUGCUCACCCGGCGGCUGGCCUGCUGCUUCCAGCACAACUACCACCUGCUUGUGCCCGGAUCCAGACAUAUCAGUCAGGCUGCAGCUAAAGUCGACGUUGAAUUUGAUUAUGACGGGCCUCUGAUGAAGACAGAAGUCCCAGGGCCUAGAUCUCAGGAGUUAAUGAAACAGCUGAAUAUAAUUCAGAAUGCAGAGGCUGUGCAUUUCUUCUGCAAUUAUGAAGAGAGCCGAGGCAACUACUUAGUCGAUGUGGAUGGCAACCGAAUGUUGGAUCUUUAUUCCCAGAUCUCCUCUGUCCCCAUAGGUUACAGCCAUCCUGCACUAAUGAAACUCGUCCAACAGCCUCAAAAUGCGAGCACGUUCAUCAACAGACCUGCCCUGGGAAUCCUGCCUCCAGAGAACUUCGUGGAGAAGCUGCGGGAGUCCUUACUCUCGGUGGCUCCCAAAGGGAUGUCCCAGCUCAUUACCAUGGCCUGUGGCUCCUGCUCCAAUGAAAACGCCUUCAAGACCAUCUUCAUGUGGUAUCGGAACAAGGAAAGGGGUCAAACGGGUUUCUCCAAAGAGGAGCUGGAGACGUGCAUGGUCAAUCAGGCCCCUGGCUGCCCAGACUACAGCAUCCUCUCCUUCAUGGGCGCGUUCCACGGAAGGACCAUGGGUUGCCUAGCGACCACGCACUCCAAAGCUAUUCACAAGAUCGACAUUCCUUCCUUUGACUGGCCCAUUGCACCAUUCCCACGGCUGAAGUAUCCUCUGGAGGAGUUUGUGAAGGAGAACCAACAAGAAGAGGCCCGCUGCCUAGAAGAGGUGGAGGAUUUGAUUGUGAAAUAUCGGAAAAAGAAGAGGACAGUGGCUGGGAUCAUCGUGGAGCCCAUCCAGUCUGAGGGGGGAGACAACCACGCAUCUGACGAUUUCUUCCGGAAGCUGAGAGACAUCUCCAGGAAGCAUGGCUGUGCCUUCCUGGUGGAUGAGGUCCAGACAGGAGGGGGCUGCACUGGCAAGUUCUGGGCCCACGAGCACUGGGGCCUGGAUGACCCUGCAGAUGUGAUGACCUUCAGCAAGAAGAUGAUGACCGGGGGCUUCUUCCACAAGGAGGAGUUCAGGCCCAAUGCUCCGUACCGGAUUUUUAACACCUGGCUGGGAGACCCAUCCAAGAACCUGCUGCUGGCCGAGGUCAUCAAUGUCAUCAAGCGAGAGGACCUGCUGAGUAACGCAGCCCAUGCUGGGAAGGCCCUACUCACGGGGCUGCUGGAUCUCCAGUACGCCCACUCCCUCAGUUAA
Molecule: messenger RNA, 1487 nt
Organism: Pteronotus mesoamericanus
Lineage: Eukaryota; Metazoa; Chordata; Mammalia; Chiroptera; Mormoopidae
Gene: ABAT
Product: 4-aminobutyrate aminotransferase
Exons: 15
Coding region: 198-1487 (429 amino acids)
Biological process (GO): GABA catabolic process
Cellular component (GO): mitochondrion
Molecular function (GO): pyridoxal phosphate binding
Source: RefSeq, a predicted model, not a curated record